AUGGAAUUAACUGAACAUUCCGCGCACAUUACGCAACGUAAUGCAGAAAAUGAUAGGACCAGGUUUUCUUUAGACAACCUGCAAUGGAAAGUUAAAAGAAGAAUUAUUGUCCAGAUAGAAGACCCAUGCCAACUUGCUAAGUGCUCGCGAGCUUGGAACAAUCAGGUGAACCUCCCAUCCACAAAAGCCGAGUGGUUGAUCCACCAAAAUGGAACACACGCCCUUUUUCAUGCCGUAAAAAGAGGCGAGAACAUUAAGGUCAUCAUGUCCCUCUUCGAACAAGGAGUUCACCUUAGCCGCUACUUUUCUCAAAAGCUAAAAAAUUCUUACGGAAAAGAGGACCCCAAGCUCAUUGCCCUCCGACGGGAGUACGAUGCUGACCGCGGGACGGACAACAACGGUAUAUCCUGGGCAAGCAAUACAGGUCUUGACGUUUUUUUUUACAUUAUCCAGAAAACCAAUGAGAAGUUCGGUGAAGAUCAAACCUUCCUUGGUGAAAAUGAUAUG
This is a messenger RNA of Paraglomus occultum, 507 nucleotides long. NCBI's taxonomy places the organism in Eukaryota, Fungi, Glomeromycota, Glomeromycetes, Paraglomerales, Paraglomeraceae. The record is from the annotation of a GenBank genome assembly.